Messenger RNA from Acanthochromis polyacanthus (spiny chromis), 2518 nucleotides. RefSeq lists its product as uncharacterized. Bases 50 to 997 code for a protein of 315 amino acids. NCBI's taxonomy places the organism in Eukaryota, Metazoa, Chordata, Actinopteri, Pomacentridae. The record is from RefSeq and is a predicted model, not a curated record. Gene Ontology annotation, biological process: generation of catalytic spliceosome for second transesterification step. The transcript has 5 exons.
UUGUUUUGGUUCAGUCCUUUCAUCUGCAGAGUCUCUGAAUGAAGUGGAGAUGGCAAGAAACGAAGAGAAACAACAAGGGAGACUCAACAGACUGUGGCUUCAGAAAGAGAGGGAGGAGGGACGCCUCAAAGAUGUUCGUGAGCGACGACCCAAACUGUCAACCCUUAAUACAGCCUCCUCUGUAAAGAAGUGGAUCCCCAGCAUCAAGAAAGAAAUAGAGUAUUAUCUACAGCAAUCCCAGCUUUCUCAUUACCCCGAGAGGAAGAUUGCGGAGUUCCAGUUUCGCAUUGAGGCUUUGGAAAAAGAGUACAAACGCUUCAUCACCAAACUACGAGUUCUCGACCCCUCGUGUAAGCAUAAGCCGUGGACUCCUCGCGCAUACCUCAAAAAGAGAGCUGACACUCAAGAAUGCCCAACCAACGAUAUAAACCCUCGGGCCGGUGAGUCCCAUCGUGGAAGCAGUCAGUACAGUACAGGUGAGAGUGACUUGGCCAGCAGUGGGACAGGAACUUUGAAAUCCUCAGACACAGAGGAACCUCUCAGCUUUUCAGAGACCAGAUUUCAAACCCUUGUGCCCACCAACCUGGCCUCAGAGACCUCUGAGUCUGUCUGUCCAGCCCAGGACCAGCCCCUCGCCUUUGAUCAGACACGGCUGGCAGUCGCUGCUGCUGCAUUCAGAGGAGCUUCACUUCAGAUCAGUUCUUCUCAAACACAAAGGCUUGCCAGCCUUCUGCAGUCUGGGCUGCCAAAUCUGAGUAAUUCUCCAUUGAGAACACAAACAUUUUCAUCCCAGAAUGGAGACAGAGAGAACAAUGAUGUAGCAACAGAUGAUUCUGCUGUUGGACAGAGAGCUGCCAUCCAGGAGAAGAAGUUGGACUGUGAUGCAGCUGACAGGAUACCUGGGAAAUCAUCUAACUCUGAGGAAGCAGAAGAGAGGACUGGUCAUGUCCUGGGACUAGACUGUUACUCUUCUUCUGAUGAGGACUGUGAUGCAUAAUGUCAUGCAGUAGUCCACAAUUUCUGAGUUCUACACCUACAGCUCUGCUCAAGUACUGUAAAGCUGCUCUUCACCUCACAAGAGAGACUGCCAUUAAUACACAAGGCAUUUUGCUCAUGGUAUGUUUUAUAACACAUGGGUAUGUUAACAGCAUAAAAAACCGUUGAUUUUCACCAGAAGGGGUUUUUAAUAACUUUGUUAAUUGCAUACCACCAUAGAGUCUUUCUCAGCAUUUUUCUAUCUCCAGCUCCUCCUCAACAACAAAGACCUGCAUUCUCUCAGGUAUUUAAGAUUACUCUUACGCUGUGUCAGAUUGAGAUAAAAUUACGAAUGGAGACAUUUAAGUUCACAAAAUCUGCUACAUAAGUAAAAUAGUGUACUUCCACAAAAGCAUGAGUAAUGUUUUGUUAUGCAUGUCAAGUUUUAGAAAAUCAUUCAUUGUCAGGCUCUGUAUCACUUGUGCAAUCAGUCAUCAUGACCACAAUUACCUCCAUUAUGCAAUAGAAAGGAGCAAGUCUGUGAGAAACUGACAGUAAUCGGUGGAAAUGUCUGCAGAUUUCGUGAUUCAUUUUACUCUCUUGAUCUGGUUGCAUAAACUGGAGCAGCAGCAGUGAAUACGGCCUGGUUAGACCCCAAACCCCACCCUCCCACUUAACACACACUGUGCUGCUACUGCUACUGCUUAGAGGACCGCUUUCAGCUUGAUGAUUCUGGGAAACAGAUCAGCUUGUAGAAUGCAGCCUGUGCAGUUUAUGGUUAAGUCUGACGUAGUUAACCUUUUGGUUUGAGCUCUGCUGUGCGCUGCAAGGUGGGUUUCCCUUUUGGCUCUGCUUGAACUUGGAGAAAUGAAACUUUAGCGGAACUGAUACCUUAGAAUUUCCUUUGGAGUUACUAAAAUACGCACGCAGCACUUUACGCAAUGAACAAGGUUUGCUUCACUUCAGAAUUGUAAAUCAUCUUGAAGCCGAAGUUUCGGUGGAGGUCUGCAUGACACAGCGCUGUUGCAGCCCCCUCCACCGCAAUAUUUGCUUUUUUUUUCUGUAAAGCUGGAAAGACACCCUUCAUCAAAAACCACCGAAAGCUCACUAAAGAGUGCUCACUGAUAAUUGCAAGCAGAUUUUCUUGAUGAAACGACAGAUAAAAGCGGAUGCCUGUCUGGAAACCAUUGCACCCACAAUGGUAUAGUAAUCGCUCCGUGUCUGAGGAACCGAACGCAAAAGAAUGAUGAAGACCACACUCUUAUUAGUUAUUGACAGAGUGGGUAGAGAAGCGGUGUCAGCUUUCCUGUAAGCUCAUCUCUGAGGUAUUGUUUGGGGUUAAUCUCACCGCUCUAAAGUAUCGUUGCGUCUCUCGCUGCCAAUUUCUCACAAGCAGUCGUCACAAAAGCCAGAGCACAGACAUAUGUCCUUUUCAUGUGGCAGCAGAAUCUUCCCACCAAGAAUACUCUGUACAACUGAAACUGCUCUAUCACUGUUUACUAACACGCUCUUAAAGCGCAAUAAAAACUGAUCUCAUGACUAA